AAACGACUCCCGGCCCCAGCAGCAGUCAUGGCCGGCGCUUCUGCGACCUCUAACGGUGCGAGUGAAAAGCGCUCAGAGGAACCAGAAGGAGGUAAAAAAGGCUGGCUUUCCAAAAAAACCCAGUUCACACGGCGGUGGAAGCCGGUCUGGUUUCACAUUAAAGAUUCACAACUUUACUACGGUGGAAACGAGCAGACUCCUGUCAAGUCUAUCAGUCUGAUCGGGGCAGAGGUGGAAGCUCUGGAGGACGAUACGUGUUUCAGCUGGACUAUUAAACCACAGAACAGAAACAGAACCUUCUUUCUAAAGGCUGGUUCAGCUGAGGAGCAGCAGCAGUGGAUGGUGGCUUUAGUCGAGGCUCAGAUGAGCUCCAAGGAGCAUGCUGUAAACGCCUGCGUUCUUCAGUAGUGUGUGUGUGUGUGUUGUUUAUACAGACUAAUACAUUUUAUAAGCAUCCCCA
Messenger RNA from Trichomycterus rosablanca, 460 nucleotides. RefSeq names its product pleckstrin homology-like domain-containing protein. Lineage: Eukaryota; Metazoa; Chordata; Actinopteri; Siluriformes; Trichomycteridae. The record is from RefSeq and is a predicted model, not a curated record. Bases 28 to 408 code for a protein of 126 amino acids. Gene Ontology annotation, biological process: endosome organization; receptor recycling; retrograde transport, endosome to Golgi. The transcript is spliced from 2 exons. Gene Ontology annotation, cellular component: trans-Golgi network; early endosome; recycling endosome.